GUACCUGGCAAAGCUGUCUUCAGUGGGGAGCAUCUCCGAGGAGGAGACCUGCGAGAAGCUGAAGGGCUUGAUCCAGCGCCAGGUGCAGAUGUGCAAGAGGAACCUGGAGGUGAUGGACUCGGUGCGGCGCGGAGCCCAGCUGGCCAUCGAGGAGUGCCAGUACCAGUUCCGCAACCGCCGCUGGAACUGCUCCACGCUGGACACCCUGCCCGUCUUCGGCAAGGUGGUAACGCAAGGAUCUGCGCUCCGCAAAGCUGUGGCUGCAGCGGGAUGCUGGAUUUAUUCGGUCUCCUCUCCGGGCAGCGCCGAAGCGGUGAGGGCUGCCCGACUGGCGCGUGGCUCUCGAGUGGAGCCGUCUGUGGAUGAGGCCGUGGGAGGACAGCCCUCUGCCGCCGGAUGCGAGUAG
Molecule: messenger RNA, 406 nt
Organism: Tauraco erythrolophus (red-crested turaco)
Lineage: Eukaryota; Metazoa; Chordata; Aves; Musophagiformes; Musophagidae
Source: RefSeq, a predicted model, not a curated record